This is a messenger RNA of Symbiodinium natans, 309 nucleotides long. NCBI's taxonomy places the organism in Eukaryota, Dinophyceae, Suessiales, Symbiodiniaceae. The record is from the annotation of a GenBank genome assembly.
AUGUUGGCCGGCGACUUCAUCACCCACAAAACGAACUUGCAAGCCAAGCUUGGCUAUAGAUAUGCAGGCAACAGCCUCCUGCAUCGUUUGCAACUCACGGUGCUGCCUUUUCCAGCGCUGGAGGAACAGGCGAUACCAGCCCUCAAGCAAGGAAGCAGCACAGGCUCCGCCGCUUUACUUUCUACAGGGCAGAUCUAUGGUGACUUCUUCGGUGCUGCCGUGUCUUGGGUGUUCAUCGCCAACGUCCUGGGUUUCGUCGGGCGCCUGGUUACCGAGCGCGAGGAGAAGAGAAAGGAGCUGUUUGCAUGA